AUGAAAUCUGAUUACAAGCCAGCGAGACAGCCACAAAGACGACUGAAUCUAGUCAUGAAAGAAGAGGUGCACAAGGAAGUACUCAAAUUACUGGAAGCAGGACUCAUUUAUCCCAUCUCAGAUAGUGCGUGGGUCAGCCCUGUGCAGGUUGUUCCCAAGAAGGGAGGAUCUGAAAAUGUUAUAGUGGACCACUUAUCACGAUUGGUUAAUGAGGAAGUCACUUCAAAAGAAGCAGAGAUUAGAGAUGAAUUCCCUGAUGAAUCCCUGUUCAUUGUGAAUGAAAGACCUUGGUUUGCUGAUAUGGCCAAUUUCAAAGCAGCGAGAAUCAUUCCUAAGGACUUCACUUUGCAGCAAAAGAAGAAAUUCUUUCAUGAUGCUCGAUUUUACAUAUGGGAUGACCCACAUUUGUUCAAGAUAGGAGCAGACAAUCUUCUCAGAAGAUGUGUGACAAAGGAGGAGGCCAAGAAUAUAUUAUGGCACUGUCACAACUCACCCUGUGGAGGCCAUUAUGGUGGAGAUAAGACAGCAACUAAGGUCCUGCAAUCUGGGUUCUUUUGGUCAAUGCUGUUCAAGGAUGCUCACCAGCAUGUGUUGCAAUGUGAUCAUUGUCAGAGGAUGGGUGGGAUUUCGAAAAGGAAUGAAAUGCCUCUACAAAAUAUUAUGGAGGUUGAAGUCUUUGACUGUUGGGGGAUUGAUUUUGUAGGUCCCUUCCCUCCAUCCUUUGGCCACGAAUACAUCUUAGUAGCUGUCGAUUAUGUGUCUAAAUGGGUUGAAGCAGUGGCCGCCCCAAAGAAUGAUGCUAAGACCGUAGUAAAAUUCUUAAGGAAAAACAUCUUUGCACGAUUUGGGGUGCCUCGAAUCUUAAUCAGUGAUAGAGGCACACACUUUUGUAAUAAUCAGCUACAGAAAGUGUUGAAGCAUUACAAUGUAACACACAAGGUAGCAUCCCCUUAUCACCCUCAGACCACCAAGCGGAAGUGUCAAACAAGGAAUUGA
Glycine soja is the source of this 996-nucleotide messenger RNA. RefSeq lists its product as uncharacterized. Bases 1 to 996 code for a protein of 331 amino acids. NCBI's taxonomy places the organism in Eukaryota, Viridiplantae, Streptophyta, Magnoliopsida, Fabales, Fabaceae. Gene Ontology annotation, molecular function: nucleic acid binding. Gene Ontology annotation, biological process: DNA integration. The record is from RefSeq and is a predicted model, not a curated record. The transcript has 2 exons.